Molecule: messenger RNA, 3192 nt
Organism: Exophiala spinifera
Lineage: Eukaryota; Fungi; Ascomycota; Eurotiomycetes; Chaetothyriales; Herpotrichiellaceae
Exons: 1
Coding region: 1-3192 (1063 amino acids)
Cellular component (GO): membrane
Source: RefSeq, a predicted model, not a curated record
AUGUCGACAACCGGCCCUGGCAAGCAACUCGCUCGCCACAGCUCGAACUUUUCAAAAGCUCGGCCGAGCCCGAUGCCUGCCUCUCCUUCGAGGGCUUCUCAGAGCGAUCGAAGUAUAGAGGAGAGCAGCCCUCUGGCCGUCUCGGAUCGGCCUCAUACUACACGACGGAGUAGAGCCAGCUCUGCAUCUAGCCAGCCAGCCUCCAGGACACCGGCACGGUCCUUCUUUCGUCGGUCCUUCCAUGGCCAGCUGGAUCCCGCCCAGUACUCCUCUUCCGCUGACCUCAAAGACCAAACUGCGGAGCUGGCUGCGAUUGCUGUCUCUGACAAUAUCUCGUUCCUAGGAAGCUCCCCUCGGAGCGACGCAUCUUACUCUGAUGACGGCCACCCUGAUGUUAUUGAGGAAGUCUCUGAGCCCGUCUCACCGCAAGGCUCUGAUGAGAUGGUGGCUGAUGAAGCAACUCAGUCCGGUCUGACGAUGUUGAUACAAAAUUACGCUGAGCAAGACGAGGUGGAACAUCAACAUCAGAACGGUCUACAGGGAUCUCACGAAGAUCCAGCAGCUUCUUCGAGUAUGGCCAGGGUCUCCCCGCCCGACGAGCAGACCGCGCUGCUCGGAGAUCGGAAGAGUUCGGUACAGUAUGGAGAGCUCAGUGACAUUGAAAGCCAGAAGACACACCAUCGACGUCUGCAACAAAAAUGGCACAGCUCAGUUGCACGAGCACGGUCGUGUCUGUAUCUGCUCUCUCACCCAAAGGCCUGGAACCCACGCACGAUAUAUCGAGAGGUCGUAGUCCAUCCGGCCAGUCUCUUGCCAGCCGUCUUCUUGGGCCUGCUACUAAAUAUAUUGGAUGCCUUGUCUUACGGCAUGAUUCUCUUCCCUUUGGGCCACGCAGUCUUCGAAAGCCUGGGAUCCGAUGGUAUAUCCAUGUUCUAUGUCAGCACCAUUGUGGCACAGGUCGUCUACUCCUCGGGUGGGUCGAUCUUUCGAGGCGGCAUUGGAUCAGAAAUGAUCGAGGUCGUCCCCUUCUUUCACAAAAUGGCGUUCACGAUACUGAGUAAGGUUGGCGAGGAGAACCCAAAAUCCGUGUUGGCCACCACUAUAUUGUCCUUUUCGAUCAGUGCCGUCCUUACCGGCGCUGUCUUUUUCCUGAUGGGUGCGUGCAGGCUAGGGUCUCUGAUUGGAUUUUUCCCGCGACAUAUCCUCAUCGGCUGCAUUGGUGGUGUGGGCUGGUUCCUGGUUGCAACCGGCGUCGAAGUCUCUGCCCGUUUAGCAGGAAAUCUCGAGUACAACCUUGACACCGUCAAACAACUGCUCAGGGGAGACACAAUUCUCCUCUGGACUAUCCCAUUGUUGCUUGCCAUUGUUCUGCUCGUUGUACAACGCUUUGUAAAGUCCAAUCUUUUGGUGGGCGGUUAUUUCAUUUCGGUGGCUGCUAUCUUCUACUUUUUCAAAUUCGCUCUGGGGAUCCCCAUGGACACAUUCCAUUCUCAGGGAUGGGUGUUUGACCCACCACCGGCUGGGAAUCCUUGGUACCACUUCUACACGCUCUACGAUCUCAAGGCGGUCCAUUGGGGUGCUUUAGCCGACACCAUUCCCGCCAUGUUUGCCCUGACAUUCUUCGGUAUUUUACAUGUGCCGAUCAACGUGCCAGCAUUGGGCAUUUCCACGGGCGAGGACAACCUGGAUGUCGAUCGAGAACUUAUCGCCCACGGUGUCUCCAACUGUAUCAGUGGGCUGUUUGGCAGUGUGCAAAACUAUCUCGUAUACACAAACAGCCUGCUCUUUAUGGACAGUGGAGGCAGCGAUCGGCUCGCAGGGCUGAUGCUUGCAGCUGCCACCUUUGGAGUUCUCUUGGCUGGGCCCACCAUCAUUGGUUACAUCCCUAUCAUGGUAGUCGGGGCAUUGAUUUUCCUCUUGGGCAUCGAACUGCUUGAAGAAGCCCUUGUUGGGACUUGGGGUAAGGUGCACAAACUGGAAUACGCCACCAUUGUGAUCAUUGUGGUCACGAUGGGUGUCUGGGACUUUGUGGUGGGCAUCUUGGUGGGUAUACUUCUUGCAGCUGUCAGCUUUGUCGUGCAGACCUCACGCAGGACGGCCAUACGAGCAACAUACUCCGGCCAGGUGGCAAAAUCUCUUGUCCGGAGGCCACCGGUCCAGCUGAAAUUCCUCAAGGAGACUGGCCAGCAGAUCUUCCUCCUGAAACUGGCAGGCUUUCUCUUCUUCGGCACCAUUGUGGGAGUAGAGAAUCGCAUACGAGCACUUCUGGCCGACGAUGCCUUCAGAGACCGCCCUCUACGAUUUUUGAUUUUGGACAUGGGACAGAUCAACGGUAUCGACUUCUCAGCCGCCGAAGCGUUCACCCGCAUCAAUAGAUUGUUGCAGAAACGUGCAGUUCGAUUUAUCAUCAGUGGGUUGGAUGUCGAGGGUGAGGUGGGACAAGCCCUGCGGAAUGUUGGGCUGUUCGCAGAAGAUUCAGAGGUGGAAAUUUUCGCAGAUCUCAACGAUGCGCUCGUGCAUUGCGAAAACGAGUUGUUGACGGCCUUGUAUCGUCAACAGGAGCAUCGUCGCACUAGACGUAGUGCCUCGCAUCUCGACGUCCCACGCAACCGAGCAAGUCAGGAGCUUUCACAAUCCUACAAGGCUGAGUUUAUGGGUAGCUCCCCUCGUCGGAACCUACUCCAUCAGGUCGCGCAGACCACUCUCGAUGAAGAUACUACGAGCGUGCACAAGUGGCAAUCUUUUAAGCAGCCGCUACCUCUCUUGUUGCAUAUUUUCGCAGAUGUAUCCGACAAGACUGAAGAUUUCUGGUUCCGUGCGAUGGGUUACUUUGAAAGAGCCACCUGGCCUCAAGGCUCGGUACUCUUCCGUGUAGGAGACCGAGCUUCAGCAUUUUACAUGCUAGAGGAAGGAUUGCUGCGGGCGGAUUAUGACCUCCCGCAAGGGAAGUACUCUGAACUCAUCGUGGCAGGCAGGCCUUGUGGCGAACUCCCAUUCUUCUCGCAGACGACACGGACCGCGACCAUGGUCGCGGAAAAGGAUUGCGUUCUGUGGUUGCUGGAUGAACAACGAUGGCACGAGAUGCAAGCACGAGAUCCCGACGUCGCACGAGAAUUGCUGAUCAUCAGUCUCAAACUCACCAAGGAGAGAAUGGAUGCGAUUACAUCCUACAUCCUGACCACCGCUGGUUGA